Molecule: messenger RNA, 5079 nt
Organism: Rhinolophus ferrumequinum (greater horseshoe bat)
Lineage: Eukaryota; Metazoa; Chordata; Mammalia; Chiroptera; Rhinolophidae
Gene: SOX4
Product: SRY-box transcription factor 4
Exons: 1
Coding region: 1065-2474 (469 amino acids)
Biological process (GO): anatomical structure morphogenesis; positive regulation of transcription by RNA polymerase II; cell differentiation
Molecular function (GO): DNA-binding transcription activator activity, RNA polymerase II-specific; RNA polymerase II cis-regulatory region sequence-specific DNA binding
Source: RefSeq, a predicted model, not a curated record
CACACACACACACACACACACACACACACCCCGCAAAAGGAAAAAAGAGGCAGCAGAAAUCUCAGCUGUACUUCUAGCCCUUUUAAAAAGUUUGCUCUGUAAAUUGGAAUGAGGUCAGAUUUGGAGCUUCUCAUUGCACGCGGAGAUUAUUAUUGCAUCGGGUUCCAAGCCAAUGGGAAGCACAGGGGAGGGGCUUGGCACGAGGAAGCGUUGGUUACAGCGGCUGAUUGGCCCCGGCCAAGACUGUGAAAGGAUAAAGAGGCGCGAGGCGGAAUUGGGGUCUGCUCUAAGCUGCAGCAAGAGAAACUGUGUGAGGGGAGGAGGCCUGUUUCGCUCCCGGGUCUCUAGUUCUUGCACGCUCUUUAAGAGUCUGCAUUGGAGGAACUCUGCCAUUACCAGCUCCCUUCUUGCAGAAGGGAGGGGGAAACAUACAUUUAUUCAUGCCAGUCUGUUGCAUGAAGGCUUUUUGGCUUCCUACCUUGCAACAAAAUUGCACAAACUCCUUAGUGCCGAUUCCGCCCACUGAGAGUCCUGGAGCCAGAGUCUUUUUUGCUUUGCAUUGUAGGAAAGGGACUAAAUCAUAGAGACGAUGUCGCUUUCCUGAGCUCCUCAGAGCGCUUGUGAACUGGAAUCAACUGCUUCAGGGGAAGAAGAAGAAGAAAAAAGACUUGUUGGGGAGGCGGCGAGAAACUUGCAUUGAAGCUUCAGCAACCAGCAUUCAAGAAACUCCUCUCCACUUUAGCACGGUCUCCAGACUCAGAGCCAAGAGACAGAGCAAACUGCGGCGCGGUGAGAGAGAGAGAGAGAGAACGAGACAGAGAGGGACAGUCUCCAGCCUGGGAACUAUAACUCCCCUGCAAGAGGCGCAGGACUCCUUCCUUGCAUCUUUUGGAGACUUUCCUCUCCCACCUCCGCCGCGGCCAGGAGUGGAGGGGCCCGCUCGGCCGCCGCGCGCCUCCUCCCGCUUGGCGUGCGCUUGGCUCAGGGAGCCGACAGGGCCCGGCGAUAGCGCCGCGGCCGCCGCAAGGCUGUGAGCGCGCGUGGGCGCCCGCGGAGCCGGGGCCAUGGUGCAGCAAACCAACAACGCCGAGAACACGGAAGCGCUGCUGGCCGGCGAAAGCUCGGACUCGGGCGCCGGCCUCGAGCUGGGCAUCGCCUCGUCCCCCACGCCCGGCUCCACCGCCUCCACGGGCGGCAAGGCCGACGACCCGAGUUGGUGCAAAACGCCGAGCGGGCACAUCAAGCGGCCCAUGAACGCCUUCAUGGUGUGGUCGCAGAUCGAGCGGCGCAAGAUCAUGGAGCAGUCGCCCGACAUGCACAACGCCGAGAUCUCCAAGCGGCUGGGCAAACGCUGGAAGCUGCUCAAAGACAGCGACAAGAUCCCUUUCAUUCGGGAGGCGGAGCGGCUGCGCCUCAAGCACAUGGCUGACUACCCCGACUACAAGUACCGGCCCAGGAAGAAGGUGAAGUCCGGCAACGCCAACGCCAGCUCCUCGGCCGCGGCCGCCUCCAAGCCUGGAGAGAAGGGCGACAAGGUCGGUGGCAGCGGCGGGGGCGGCCACGGGGGCGGCGGCGGCAGUGGGAGCAGCAACGCGGGGGGCGGAGGCGGCGGCGCGAGCGGCGGCGGCGCCAACUCUAAACCAGCGCAGAAAAAGAGCUGCGGCUCCAAGGUGGCAGGCGGCGGGGGCAGCAAGCCGCACGCCAAGCUCAUCCUGGCGGGCGGCGGCGGCGGCGGGAAAGCGGCGGCCGCCUCCUCUUUCGCUGCUGAGCAGGCGGGGGCCGCCGCCCUGCUGCCCCUGGGCGCCGCGGCCUCCGACCACCACUCGCUGUACAAGGCGCGGACUCCGGGCGCCGCCGCCUCCGCGGCGGCCUCGGCCCCCACCGCGCUCGCGGCUCCGGGCAAGCCCCCGGCGGAGAAGAAGGUGAAACGCGUUUACCUGUUCGGCGGCCUGGGCGCGGCAGCGUCGCCCGCGGGCGGCGUGGGUGCGGCCACCGACCCCAGCGACCCCCUGGGCCUGUACGAAGAGGGGGGCGCGGGCUGCCCGCCCGACGGGCCGAGCCUGAGCGGCCGCAGCAGUGCCGCCUCGUCGCCGGCCGCCAGCCGCUCUCCCGCGGACCACCGCGGCUAUGCCAGCCUGCGCGCCGCCUCGCCCGCGCCGUCCAGCGCGCCCUCGCACGCGUCCUCCUCGGCCUCGUCUCACUCCUCCUCCGCCUCCUCCUCCGCGGGCUCCUCGGCCUCCGACGACGAAUUCGAGGACGACCUGCUCGACCUGAACCCCAGUUCAAACUUUGAGAGCAUGUCCCUGGGCAGUUUCAGCUCGUCGUCGGCGCUGGACCGAGACCUGGACUUCACCCUGGAGCCGGGCUCGGGCUCGCACUUCGAGUUCCCGGACUACUGCACACCCGAGGUCAGCGAGAUGAUCUCGGGGGACUGGCUGGAGUCCAGCAUCUCCAACCUGGUCUUCACCUACUGAUGGCGCGCGUUGGAGAGGAGGUCCGGGGCGACAGAGGGAGAAAAAGUGGACAGAGAGAGAGUUGAAAGAGAAAAGGGAAAAUAAAGAAAAAAAAAGGAAAAGGAAAAAAAAAAGUGAUAAGCGGGGCCGGCUCGGGCGCGUGGCGGUCGCCGGAGAGGAGCGCGCGGCGUUUGGGGACCCGCGCUCCCAUCCCCCACAUCCUCCGGGGACGCGGCGGAGAGGAGGGAGACGGGCGACCUUUUGUUGUUGUUGUUGAUGUUGUUGUGAUGGCGAAAAAGCUCCUUUGAGUGUCCUCCCCUUUGCGUGAAGAGACCCCCUCCCCAUUUGCUCCCGGGCUUCCGGACUGGUCUGCACCCCAGCGAAAAGCCGAGUUGGGAGUUUUCUCGAGACUGAAGGAAUCUCAUCCCUUUUCUCAUCGCCCCCUUGGUGUUCUUACUUUGUUUUUUUUCUUGGUCAAGAAAGGAGGGGGGUUAAAACAAAAUCCAUCGCACCUCUGGGGAUUUUGUCCCUAGCACCCCGCCCCCCAUUUUUCCCUGAAGACGCAAGGCUGGGGAGGCUGGUUUGACCGACGGCAGAUGUUUUGGGGCCGCGUAGUCUCGAGCGCCGGGACCGAGAGACUCCACGUUGGCCAGUGCCCGUUCCCCUCCCUUUUUCUUUAUUUUUUUUCUUGCCCCCCCUCCACCCUUCACCUUCCACCCCACCCCACCCCCCCGCCGCCGGAGAUGUGGAGUGACCGGCGCUCGGAAAUGGCCUGAGAACCUGGUUGGAAGAAGCCACACCAGCGAGGGCGGGGGGCGGGGGCGACAAGAACGCAGACUGAAAGGGGGCGAAUAAACUGAGAUGCAUUUGCACGUUGGGGAGAAGGUGGCGGCGGCUCCGGGCCCCCGUCUUCCACGUGGAUGAAAAAAGCGAGGGGACCUCCCGGGCCCGCGGGAGGAGAGGCGACUGUUGGAUGUGGUCCCGGGCAGUGGAGGGCGAGUGGUUUCGGGGGAAAAAAAAAGCUUUUUCUUCUCUUAAUCGGAAUCGUGAUGGUGUUGGAUUAUUUCACUGGUGGGGUUACUAUAGCAUGUUCUCCUGUCUAUCUUUUAAAGAUUUCUGUAUGAGACUGUUGAGCAGUUUUUAAAAUAGGGUAGGAUAAUAUAAAAAGCAGAUAGAUGGCGCUCUGUUUGAUUCCUACAACAAAAUUAUCACCAGCUUUUUUUCAUUCUUAACUCUUUAAAGGAUUCAAACGCAACUCAAAUCUGUGCUGGACUUUAAAAAACAAUUCAGGACCAAAUUUUUUCUCAGUGUGUAUGUGUUUAUUCCUUCUAGGUGUAAAUGAGAAGACGUGUUUUUUUCCCUCACCGAUGCUCCAUCCUCGUAUUUCUUUUUCUUGUAAAUGUAAUCAGAUGCCAUUUUAUAUGUGGACGUAUUUAUACUGGCCAAACAUUUUUUCUUACUUUGUCCCUUUUUUUCUUAUUUUUCUUUUUACUUAUUUCUUCCUUCCUUUUUGUUUUUUCUAUUUUUUUUUCGCUUUUUUUUUUUUUUGGUAGUUGUUGUUACCCACGCCAUUUUACGUCUCCUUCACUGAAGGGCUAGAGUUUUAACUUUUAAUUUUUUAUAUUUAAAUGUAGACUUUUGACACUUUUAAAAAAACAAAAAAAGACAAGAGAGAUGAAAACGUUUGAUUAUUUUCUCAGUGUAUUUUUGUAAAAAAUAUAUAAAGGGGGUGUUAAUCGGUGUAAAUCGCUGUUUGGAUUUCCUGAUUUUAUAAUAGGGCGGCUGGUUAAUAUCUCACAGUUUAAAAAAUCAGCCCCUAAUUUCUCCAUGUUUACACUUCAAUCUGCAGGCUUCUUAAAGUGACAGUAUCCCUUAACCUGCCACCAGUGUCCACUCUUCCACCCCAGGCUCAUGAAAAGGGGAGGAGAAUUAGCCAAACACUGUAUGCUUUUAAGAACAACACCUUUUUAAAAAAUAAAAUACUGUUCUGUCCAGAGGCUUUAAAACUGGUGCAUUUACAGCAAAAAGGGAUCCUGUAGCUUUAACUUGUAAACCACAUCUUUUUUGCACUUUUUUUAUAAGCAAAAACGUGCCGUUUAAACCACUGGAUCUAUCUAAAUGCCGAUUUGAGUUCGCGACACUAUGUACUGCAUUUUUCAUUCUUGUAUUUGACUAUUUAAUCCUUUCUACUUGUCGCUAAAUAUAAUUGUUUUAGUCUUAUGGCAUGAUGAUAGCAUAUGUGUUCAGGUUUAUAGCUGUUGUGUUUAAAGAUUGAAAAAAGUGGAAAACAUCUUUGUACAUUUAAGUCUGUAUUAUAAUAAGCAAAAAGAUUGUGUGUAUGUAUGUUUAAUAUAACAUGACAGGCACUAGGACGUCUGCCUUUUAAGGCAGUUCCGUUAAGGGUUUUUGUUUUUAAACUUUUUUUUGCCAUCCAUCCUGUGCAAUAUGCCGUGUAGAAUAUUUGUCUUAAAAUUCAAGGCCACAAAAACAAUGUUUGGGGGAAAAAAAUAAAAAAUCAUGCCAGCUAAUCAUGUCAAGUUCACUGCCUGUCAGAUUGUUGAUAUAUACCUUCUGUAAAUAACUUUUUUUGAGAAGGAAAUAAAAUCAGCUGGAACUGAACCCUAAA